CAUACAAGUUUUAGUCCAGUUGUCCGUCUGCAGUGUUAUACGUUCAAGUUUUUAUUUUUUUUAUAUUUAGUGCAAAAAUAUUAGUUGUGGAAAUAUAAAGAGUGGAAUAUUUUAGUGUUAUAGUGAGUUAUCAAAGAGGCAAUGGCCAAAACAUAUAACAAUAAUAAUUUAUAGAAAAAUACACAUAAAAUGAACGCGACGUCAGCUGUGCUUGGAAUUAAAAAAAUACAAGGAGCCUUGAAGAUAUUGGCAGCGUUGCAGCUGACUGCAUACUUGUGGCCGCAACAAGCCCAAGUUCAAGAUGGUGCUUGUUUCGACUACAUCAUUGUCGGCGCUGGAUCAGCGGGCAGUGUGAUAGCGAACAGAUUGACGGAGCUCGACAAAGCCACAGUUUUACUAAUCGAAGCUGGUGGCGAUCCUCCUGUUGAAUCUGUAAUACCAGGAUUACUACCAUUUCUAAAGAACACAGAAGUGGACUGGAAUUAUGAAACAGAGAAUGACGGAUACAGUCAACAGUACCACAAAAAUUAUGGAGUAGAACUUACGAGAGGGAAAAUGCUGGGAGGAUCUAGUUCAAUCAAUUUUCUAGCUUACACCAGAGGCAACUAUCAUGACUUUAACAAUUGGGCCAAGAUGACUGGUGAUGAAUCUUGGAAUUGGGAGAAUGUUCUUCCGUAUUUCAAGAAAAGUGAACGUCUAGUCGACCCAGUCAUGCUCCAUUCCAGUGCUCGUAGUUUUCAUGGAACUGAUGGAUAUUUGGCCACAACCAGGAAAUAUAAUGAAGAGGUUCUGAAAUACUUCGAAGCUUUUCAAGAAGUCGGGAACAGAAUCGUCCUGGAUACAAAUGGUGACACGCCUCUUGGUAUAACUGAAUGCAUGUUCAACAUUGAUAAUGGUGUCAGACAAAGUACAGCGCAGUCAUUCUUACAUCCAAUUAAAGAUCGGCCCAAUUUAUUUGUUCUCAAAAACACGUUAGUAUCAAAAAUCCUCUUCGAUGAAGACAAGAAUGCUAUUGGUGUGGAAGCCAUAUUAGAAAACGAUGACGUUGUACAGUUUAAAGCUGAUAAAGAAGUUAUUGUAUCAGCUGGUGCCAUUAAUACGCCGCAGUUACUAAUGCUUUCUGGUAUAGGGCCAAAAGAACAUUUAGAAAGUCACAAUAUACCAGUUGUUUCUGAUCUUCCUGUUGGUCAGAGUCUACAAGACCAUAUCAUGGUUAUGAUGGCCCAUAAAAUGGGUAAAUCACCUCCACCAAAACCUGUAGACUACUCAUAUAUAGGAAGUCCAUUGAUGAUGGGAUACACAAGUUUGAACAAAAGUAAAAAUUAUCCAGACUACCAAUCCAUUAACUUUAUCAUGAACGACCCAACUCCUAUGUUGCAAUUUUGUUCUUUUUAUUUCUCUUACAUCGAUGAAAUAUGCCAAACAUUGUAUGAUAAAAGUAUUGGGAAAGAAGUAUUAUUUAGUUUAGUGAUAUUGUUAUACCCAGAAUCUAGAGGAAGAAUAUUAUUACGAAGCACAGAUCCAAAGGAGAAACCCAUAAUUUACACUGGAUAUUAUUCAGAUCCUGUAGAUUUGGAAAGGCAUGCAAUGUAUGUGGAAGAUUUUGCGAAGAUUCAACACACAGAGUUUUUUGAAAGCGUUAACGCUGAAAGAGUUGAGCCAGAAGUGUGUGGAUGUGAGAACAAGUAUUCUACUGAAGAAUAUUGGAAAUGCUAUGCGCUAUGUAUGAUGGUGUCUGGGUACCACUACUCUGGGUCGGCGGCUAUGGGAGUGGUGGUUGAUUCUCGUCUUAAUGUCUUUGGGGUCCAAAAGCUUAGGGUCGCGGAUGCCAGUGUAAUGCCAAAGAUUACUGGAGCCAAUACUAAUGCAGCGACGAUUAUGAUUGGAGAACGUGCAGCUGAUAUAAUCAAAGAAGACCUUUUCUUAAGGUCUAGAUGUUAGAUUUAGCUAAUUGUUUAUUUAUAUGUCUUUGUUAUAUUUUUAAUAGCAUUGGACGUCAAAUGAGGCGGAUUACCUGAUGGUAAGCAAUCAUUACUGUCCAUAGACACCCGCAAGACAAGAUUCAAGGCAAGUGUUGUUUCUUGCCUCGAGCAGCCCAUUCGUGUCAAAGCAUGGUGUAAAAUAGUUUAUUUUUUAACUGUGCCGUUGAGAUUAACAUAGAAGUUAUGACGGGGCCGAUGUGUA
This is a messenger RNA of Spodoptera frugiperda (fall armyworm), 2184 nucleotides long. Its product is annotated as ecdysone oxidase-like. Gene Ontology annotation, molecular function: flavin adenine dinucleotide binding; ecdysone oxidase activity. Lineage: Eukaryota; Metazoa; Arthropoda; Insecta; Lepidoptera; Noctuidae. Bases 190 to 1941 code for a protein of 583 amino acids. The transcript is spliced from 4 exons. The record is from RefSeq and is a predicted model, not a curated record.